Molecule: messenger RNA, 206 nt
Organism: Candidula unifasciata
Lineage: Eukaryota; Metazoa; Mollusca; Gastropoda; Stylommatophora; Geomitridae
Source: the annotation of a GenBank genome assembly
AUGUCCUCACCUCUUUCUCCAUUCACGCCACCAGUUGUUAAAAGACUGCUUGCUUGGAAAAAAGGAGAACACGAGAAAGACGAUAAGUGGGCAGAGAAAGCAGUGAAGAGUUUGGUGAAAAAACUGAAGAAAACAGGCAGUCUUGACGAACUGACCAAGGCGCUUUCGACACAAGAUCCCUGCACAAAAUGUAUUACAAUACCCAG